Aspergillus ibericus CBS 121593 is the source of this 1124-nucleotide messenger RNA. RefSeq names its product RTA1 domain-containing protein. The coding region runs from base 219 to 1124 and encodes 301 amino acids. Lineage: Eukaryota; Fungi; Ascomycota; Eurotiomycetes; Eurotiales; Aspergillaceae. The record is from RefSeq and is a predicted model, not a curated record. The transcript is spliced from 2 exons. Gene Ontology annotation, cellular component: membrane.
GCUAAAUUGAUGGUUCGAGCUGCGUGGCGCUUGAGCUGGAAAUAAAAGGAUGUCUGAUUCCUGCAGACCUGAUGGAGCAACCAUUCCUAGGACAACAGGCAACACCGAGAUGAUAAAGCUGUCAACAGGUGGUGAUCAUUGACAAAGCCGAAACCACCAUUACACCCGCAUUGCUUGUCUUCUCCCAGAUUGUUGACUUUCACACAUCGAACUGCGUCAUGGACAUUGUUUUUCAUCCAGGUGUCAACGGCUCUACCCCUUGGGUGGAAUUCUAUCCCUACACUCCGUCCGCCACGGCCGGAUAUGCCUUUAUGGGAUUAUUUGGAGUCGCGACGGUGGUCCACCUCGUCCUGACCUUCCCCUAUCGCGCCGCCUAUUUUAUUCCCCUCAUAUUAGGUGGUGUCUGUGAAACAUUCGGAUACUACGGUCGAGCCUGGUCCCAUCAAUCCCGAACCGACAUUCGGUCAUGGUCACUGCAGGAAAUGCUGAUUCUCUGCGCGCCCCCACUCGUCGCCGCCACCGUCUACAUGGUUCUUGGCCGGAUGAUCCGUUCUCUGCAGGCCGAGCACCAUUCCAGCAUGCGCACCAAACGCCUAACCUGGGUCUUCGUCUUGAACGACGUGCUGUGUUUCUGCACGCAGCUCGGCGGUGCCGGUGUACAAGUCACCGGCGACGCCAACAUCAUGAGUAUCGGCAAGAAGGUGGUGCUGGCCGGGUUGAUUUUCUCACUCUUCGUCUUCUGCUUCUUCAUCUGGAUUGCGGUCAAAUUCCAUCAACGGCUGGGUCGUGAACCCACGCCAUUCGUCGUUCAAAACCCCUCGCUCGCGUGGGAGCGGUAUAUGUGGGUGUUGUACGUGGCGUGUGCGGCCCUCAUGAUCCGGAACUUGGUGCGAACGAUUCAAUUUGGUUCGGCGCAGACAUCGGUGCUGAACACCAGUGAGGCCUUCAUCUAUGUAUUUGAUGCGUUUAUGAUGUUUGUGGUCUUUGCGGUGUUCAUUGUGUAUCAUCCGGGACGGCUUAUCAAGAAGGCCCGGAAGAGGGCCGACGCUGAGCAGUUUUGCGGGCCUCUUACGUCGGAAUCGGCGGUUUCUUUGGGCAGAUAUCCUUCUGCUGUUUCUCAUUGA